CGCUCGUCCUUGACGUACUACGUGUGCAAGUGGGUGUUUGAAUGAGUGGCGCGCUGCUGAACGGGUUGCCGUUGUGUGCGUCCCGUGGAGAAGCUCGUUUUAUUCCUGGCUAAUUGAGCGGAGCAGGCGACACCAGUUGAGUUCUGCCGCGGCGUUCUUGUCGAGCAGAGUGUGCCUCGGAGACGCAUCUCACUUGCUUGGUCGUCACAGGCUUUUUCUGAAGGAGGUGUAACGAAGCAGGCCCAGGACCGCCGCCAGAAGCAGUGACCGAGCAGACUCGAAGGAGCAGAGAUGGCCCCCGAACGACGCGUGCCCAUCCAGAAGUCCGACCUCAGCAUCCUGGACAAUGAGUUCAGCUCGAUCCGGGAGCGUUUCGAGGCCGAGAUGCGCAAGAUGGAGGACGAGAUGUCGCGCUUCCGCUCCCAGCUCAUGGACCACGAGCGCGACUUCUUCGCCAAGAGCAAUGCGCCGCUCCAGGGAUCUGGCCAGCUGCCACCAGGCAUGGGCGCAGCCAGCAAGACCUGGUUGGACAGCAUGAACUCGCCGCUCAUUCAGGAUGCCGAAGACGGAACCAAGCAGCUCAAGCUGCGCUUUGACGUCUCUCAGUAUGCCCCCGAAGAAAUUGUCGUCAAGACCAUCGACAACCGGCUGCAGGUGCACGCAAAACACGAGGAGAAGUCUGAGAAUCGAUCUGUGUAUCGGGAGUACAACCGGGAGUUCCUUCUGCCCAAGGGCACCAACCCUGAGCAGAUCAAGUCGCAACUGUCCAAGGAUGGCGUGCUCACAAUAGAGGCCCCGCUGCCCGCUCUCGAGGCGCCCAACAAGGAGCGCAACAUCCCCAUCGACAAGAAGUAGAGUGCCUCUCUCUCUCUCUCAUUUCUCGACCUUUUGUUUCCCGUUUUUGAUGAGGCAUGUUCACGGAAUUGGGCCUGCCUAAAGCUUACAUGUGCCUCAUGAAGUCAGUGCAGAGACAGUGAGAGUUGGUGCAGUUGUGACUGGGGACUUUGCAGAAUUGUUGGCCCUUGCGUUUGGGGGCUCCCUCUGUGGGCAGCUCCCUAUAUCUGAUAGUUUCAAAAAAAAAAAAGUAUCAGUAUACGCUUCCAUUUCAGCACACAGAUUGGUUCUAGAGUAGGCCUUCAACAGUACAAAGAUAAAGCCCCGGCCACUGAAUAACGCAUUUUGAACUAGUUGGUUGUUCAUACUGAAGCCAAAACAGCACCCACUGACGAGGAUAAAUCGAAGAAGAAGCGCCUGUGUGUUGUGUUUCUUCGGUCCAUCCUUGUCUGCAGGCACUGUUUUCGCCCCGGCCACUGAAAUUCAUCUCGCAACAGAGGUGCAUGUUUGAGGAAGGUGAUAUUUUUUGCUUGCUUUGGAAAUUUGAAAGCUGUAGAAUAGGGCAAAUACUUUUCUUCUUCUAUAGCUACAAGUAAAAUUUUGUUGCCUUUGUACUCAACAGCAUCUGUAUAUAUAUGAAUAGUUUAAUGGAUGAAUAAUUGAAUAUACAACAUUGAACAUGUACAACAUAGAAUGUACAACAUGUACAUAGAAGUUCCUCAUGUAAAUUGUGAGGCUUCUUCUGGCCCAAAUAUGAUAAGUAGAUCUGCAGUUUACUUUCUCAUUUUCUGAGAUAGCAAGAUACUUUCCUGCAUGAAGCUCCUGUGUGUUCUGUAAGACGAGGGUUAUUUCAAGCUAGGCAUCAGUGUUGCAUGUGUGUACAACGAGAGAAGUUAGAUUUGUAAUAUUUAAAUUGUUUUUAUGACAUAAGAACUUUGUGUAUGAAAGUUCUUAUGUCAAGACACAUAGAUAUUGCACGUUUUGCUGGACCCCACACUUAUGCAUCGUAACUGUCUCUGCACUGUUCCAAUUUAUUUAUUUUAGAUAUUAUUUACUUUAGAUAUCCACCCUUUGUGCAGUGUUUAGCACUGUCAAUCAAGGUGUGACAGGUUCUGCUCGAGACGGUGUGAAAUGACAUACUAUAUGUUGAUGUCUCAGUUUUAUAGUUUGUUUUCCUCAUGCAUUGUCCAACAGAAAUGUUUGGAGCUGCAUUGUCAGUGAUGAACAGAGUUCACUGGGCUUGCCUAUCAAUUCGGCAUCAGUCUCAAACAAGUGCUUGAACAGAGCACGUCAACAAAGCUUUGUGCUGCUUUAAGCGUCUUUACUACUGGAAUAGUUUGGUAUAGUAAGUUCAACAUGCCAUGUCUGCAGAUGAUGUGGCAACGCAUUUCUGGCCAUUCUGACUAUGAGCAGUCGUCCAAGUGUCACUGGUUGUACCCUUGUGUGUUGCAGACGGCCUUAGCUAGCGUUCACUGCACUUGUUAACCAGCUUUUAUUACAGAUGGCUUGCACUGAGAUCAUCACGACUACCACGUCUGAGUAUUACUGGAAUGGUAGAAGGCUGCCUACGCUUAUUUUUGCUGCUGAAACUAAGCUUUCAGCUUAUUUUGAGCAGCACAUCCCACGCUGUGAUGACAACUCGUAAGCACACUCUCUGUGAUGUUUCAUGGCAAGCUGUCUGUGGUUGGCACGAAUCUCUCUCUCAUCACUGGCAACUUCCAAAGCCUUUCAAUGUGCAGCUACAUGACUCAGUUUUCAAAGAGGGUAGUAUUCUUCCCUUUUAUUUCUGUAAGUAAUGUGGAACCUUUCGACCUGGUGUGUGUUUUUUUUUUCUCAUUUGAGAAAUAAAAUGAAGGUAGCAGGGGGUCACUUAUUUUAGUUAAAAAAGCCUCUCACACAGGUUAUGGGAAUUUCUAUUUUUUUAUUGUUAAAGGUAAUAGGCCAGUGCAGUUUUAUUGGUUUAGGUACCUGCCAUGUCAUAGAGUUUUUGUGUUGUUUCAUUAGAGUACUCUAUUUUGCUAGUACAUUACUGAACUAUUGUAGUGCCUGGCAACCUUUGUGAACUGGUGGGACAGCGGUGCUGCUCUGCUCUUUCUACAUGCACAGCUUCACGGGCACUUGAUGGAAAAGAGCUGUAGUGGUUGGCUGUGAACAUAUCGGCGAUUUGGUGUGCAACUCGUUCUUGCAUACUGUGGCAAGAGUCCACCAGUAAUGGAGCAGUGGUUAUUAUGCUCGACCACCAAGCCAAACGUUGCUGGUUUGAUGUUGGCCAUGGUGGUCACGUUUUGAUAAAGGUGUAAUGCUAGAGGCUUAUGUGCUGUGCAAUGUCAGUGCACACUAAAGAACACGACAUUGUAAAAAUUUCCGGAGCCCUCCACUGCACCAUUUCUCAUAAUCAUAUUGUGGUUUUGGGAUGCGAAACCCCAAAUAAUUCUGGGGCAAGAGGUCACUAAGACAAGUUUCACAAUGAUGGGCAAGCUUUGCGACUAAGUGCCUUGCAACUAGCUGCCUCUAAUUCAAAAUAUGGUCCCCAUGGUUGUGUACCCAGAAAUUGGUUUACAGCUGCUGCUCGGUCAGACUGCAUUCGGCAAUGUAUUGUGAUGGUGCAAAAACAGACAAAAUUUUUUAAACCUGCCGUAACAUUUCUUGCACGCAUGGCUACUGUUGGAUUUGAAAUAUAUUAAUAGAAAUUAGUUUCACGCUCGCUUGUACUGUCAGAUUUUUCGUGCAACAUGCUACAAUGCCUUUCUAUUGAGUGUGUUUGAAGCUGUGCAUGUUGAGACGUCACUGUGUGUGUGCCACGCUGGCAGUGCCAUCGUACGACUUGCAGCUGUGCAUCAAGAGCUACAGCUUUUGCCUCAGCCUGUUUUCAUAGAGUUUUUUAGAGGUGGUAAUCACAUUGAUAUGCAUGUCUCACCCUGUGAGGUUCAUAGAUGAUGGUUGUGCUGGGUGCAAUCUGAACAAAAGGCGGUAUGUGGCGUACGUUGAGAAAAUGUCACAUUUGUUGGAUGUUUUUUUUUAUUUAGUGGUUUUCUUGCUCCUUUAUUGAGUCACAUUUUAUGUCUCGCAUUACCAUGACAAUCUCAUUUCCUGACCUUUAGUUUAUCUCUAGGAGAGGGUGUGUUCACACACAUGUUGCUUCAGUUUGUUAGCUGUGAAUGUUUUUUAAACUGAUGGGCCGUUAUGUAUUUCCCUAAGUAUCAUUGGGGCUGAUGUAGUAGUAUGCUUCAGUUAAGCCGAAAAAAUUUUUUUUUGAAGUGCUGAUAGUAAAUGCUAUUGUUCUAUAAUGGAAGUGUUUCCAUUAUCAAAAUGGAAGAAAUUCAUGUAAAACUUAAUUCAGUUUAUAAUGGAGCAUUGGUGUUAAAGAGGUACAAAAAGAAAUUUGAGAUAGUGAACCCAGUGCUGUAUAUAAUAACCAAUUAGGUAUUUAGGAACACUUCAGCACACCUUGCAUUAAUUACAGCUUAGAUAGCCUUGGUGUAUUCUGAUAUUUAUUAUGAUGUUACACUUGCUUCAACACCAGCUCCUUCUUUAUGUUACAAUUAAAAUGACUGUUAACUGGCAUUUUUUGAAUUCUUACUGUUUUAUGCUUUCCACUCUUACUGUAAAAGUUCCCUAGACAUGACACAUGAUAGCUAGUAUACUGGCAUGCAGAUAAUGGGUGAACUUUAAGAUAAAUGUCUAUACUAUGUGCUGUCUUUGUAUUGCAAGGGCACUGUCACUAGUCUGGCAUAGUUUAGUGUGUGAAUUCAGUGUGAGCUGAUAUUGAGCUAAAUUGGUCCUUUUCAUCAGUCCUACGCAUUAACUGAUGACUUGCUUAUUGGGCACUGCAUUCGCUUAAGUGGCGUUUUCUCAUUUUACUAGAGUAUACAGUCUUGAUAUUUCGUUUUUCAAUCCCAAAGGCUUUUUUAAAUCAUAAAAAUGUUUAGUGAUGGUUUGUGAAGUGUUUUAUGAUUUGAAAUUGACAUUCAGUACCUUCUGUUCUAUGAUAAACUAAAGGCAUAUAGGUAUUCAUUAGAUAUAAUGUCCUUAUGUCAGGAGGCUAAAUAUCUUCAAAUUUCUUUAAAAUAAAACUGUGGUUUAUGCUGAUCAGCCCUUAUAAAAAAGCAAACCUUUUGGACCAAGCAAAUGUGAGUGGCUCACAGGUGCUUAUAUGCAUUUCACGUAGUACUUAUAAGAGCUCGCGUGAAGGAAUAGAAUUGAUGCAAACAUGACUGCUGUGACAUAUGGCAAGAACUUGAAUCAAUGGAAUCAAAGAUGCUGCAGAGUUGCUCUAUUUUUACCAGUUGCUGUAUGUUGUGCUUACCUUGGUGCAGCCUAAAUUGUAUUGAGAGACUUUGUGCACAGUCACCUGUUAUGACCGUGCUUUUUUGCAUGAUAUGUUGAUGUCUUCACUUUUGGUGGGUAGAUGUUUCCUGUGAGGCUCAUUGGUGGGACCAUAGCUGGGCUUACGUUUAGCCUUUUCUUUUUUGGGAGAGUAGCAAUGAGUGUGUUCUUGUGCCCAGCGCAUUGCCAUGACACUCUGCUCGCCAGUCCUGUGACGUUAGGACGUUAGAAAGGUGGUGUGUGUUCCGCUUUGGCAGUUCCUUUCUUUUUUACAUAUGUACGUGUACGCCACAAAACCACACACGCCUUGCCCAAUAAAGUGCAGCUCGUGCUGGUGCUGAGUUAA
Molecule: messenger RNA, 5506 nt
Organism: Rhipicephalus microplus (southern cattle tick)
Lineage: Eukaryota; Metazoa; Arthropoda; Arachnida; Ixodida; Ixodidae
Product: heat shock protein beta-6
Biological process (GO): response to heat; protein refolding
Cellular component (GO): cytoplasm; nucleus
Source: RefSeq, a predicted model, not a curated record